Molecule: messenger RNA, 771 nt
Organism: Oryza sativa Japonica Group (Japanese rice)
Lineage: Eukaryota; Viridiplantae; Streptophyta; Magnoliopsida; Poales; Poaceae
Product: protein LITTLE ZIPPER 4
Source: RefSeq, a predicted model, not a curated record
ACCCCACCACUGCGCCGCACCAAGCACACAAAUCACAGCUGCUGCUGCUGCUGCUCUGCUCCCCUCCUACCACCUGCCCUUUUGCCCCCACGCACAACACACGUCGUCAGCCUCUGCCUUUCACGCUGCCGCCGCCGCCGCGAGCCUGAGCUCCGGUCUCCUCGCUCUGCACCGACUGUCUGCGUCAUCAGCUCCGGCCACGGCGUGGCGAUGGACAGUCUGAACACGAAGCUGUACCUGCAGAACUGCUACAUGCUCAAGGAGAACGAGCGGCUGCGCAAGGCGGCCGUGCUUCUCAACCAGGAGAACCAGGCCCUGCUCUCCGAGCUCAAGCACCGCCUCGCCAGGUCGCCGUCGCCGGCCGCCGCGGCACCCGGCGUCGCCAACGACAGCAAGAACGCCGCCGCCGCCGCCGGCCGCCACGCUGGCCCGCCUCCGGUGCAGGACAAGUCAGCCUCCAAGUCCAAGUAGGCUAUAGCCACGAGCUCACAGCUGCUUGGUCACAGAGAAGCGGAUGCUUGCUUGAGCCACUGUGGAUGCAUGGUGAUGGUGCUGCAGGUGUUUGGGGGUGUGUGUGUUUUAACUUUAGCCGUGGAUGUCAACUAGGAAGGCGUUUUUAAUUACUUUCAGUUGCUGAAUUCUGGAUUCUCUGCUCACUGGUAUGUAGUCUUAACAUGAUAUCCUUGUAAUGGAUAGCCAGGUUAAUUGGAGGUACAUAUACAUAGCUUUGUUUUUUUAGCACAUAGUACUAGUAUAUGUUUAUGCUCAACA